Arabidopsis thaliana (thale cress) is the source of this 986-nucleotide messenger RNA. RefSeq lists its product as uncharacterized. The record is from RefSeq and is marked reviewed. Lineage: Eukaryota; Viridiplantae; Streptophyta; Magnoliopsida; Brassicales; Brassicaceae. The transcript is spliced from 4 exons. Bases 46 to 828 code for a protein of 260 amino acids.
CUAAAGCACCGUUUCCUUCUUCCACAGCAAGAAAAGUUCAACCAAAUGGGAAUCAGAAUCGGCGACGGUGACGGCGACAAAUACGGCGGCACAGAGGAGCUAGAACUUUUCGGAAAAUCUGAUACUGUUACAGUAAACAGUAUACCGCAUAUGUCUCCGUCAGUUUCUUCGUCAUCCGCAUCCGCGAAGAUGAGUUAUGGAUUCAACGAGGAAGAGUUUGAAUGGGUGGCUGUAGAUAAAGAGAUUGAUCUUGUUACGGAUAAAGCUCCGGAACUUGACGAAGUUGAUGAUGCUUUCUCUGCACUUCAAUUGAUGUUCAAUGAUGAUGAUGACGAAGAAUCAGGAGACCAACUUUCAGAGUCAGAGUUUGUGGAUUGGAUUGAGCCUUCGUUGCAGCUUUGCAAUACUAGCCUUCUACAGCCUUUUAUGCUGGACAGACUCUAUGACGCCUUUCAUGUGUUUCAGACCGACCCAUCUGUUCAGAGAAUGGUUAUGUCAUUGACUUCAGACAAGGCUGUUUGGGAUGCGGUGAUGAACAAUGAGGUUGUCCGGGAGCUUAUAAGCAACGCUGAGAGGUCAGAAGAAGACUCUGGUUCAGCCGCAAAUUUCUUAAGAAGGUUGUUUGAGAGAAGUGCCGUCAAAAUCAUGGACGCAAUGGAGAGAGUCACAAAGUAUGUCACUGACCUUUUCAACGUUGUUCCUGGAGAUGAGACGGUUGUGUUAGCCUCAGGUGCUGCGCCUAAGAUGGAGAAGCUUCAAAUGACGGUUCUGCUCGCCAUUGUUGUCCUGCUUAUCGUGUUAGUUACACGAGUAACAAGGUGUAGAUAGUAUACUACACCCAGCCAAACUAUGAUCUCACAUUUCAGGGUCUGCUGUACAAUUGUAAUUGCGACCUUUGGCUAAAAUCGCAGCAGGAAAACUGUAAUACUUGUGCUUACUCUUGUUUAAUAAGAAUAUAGUGAUUUGUCAUUUUAAAUAUUAAGCCC